AUGUCAUCUUUUACCGUCCCGACAGAUGUUACUGCACCCGAUAUGCGCAAAACAUCCGAUGCUUCUGAUGAGAAUAGCGUCACGGUGAUAAAUAUGCGUAAUCGGGCUAUUCUCUACGAAAGCAAUCAUCCAGAUCAUAUUUUCCAGCCUUCGGUUUUGAAUUUAGUUAAUAGUAUGGUGGGGACUCUUGCCCUGUUUUUCUCUUUUGAUAUAUUUCUAUUACCAUCUAUAUGUGUUUCAGUUUCUUUUGUUCCUGUUUGAGCUGGACAGCAAUGGCUUUGUCACCCGAUAUCUUUGCGUUUAUUAUUUUCAAGAAUUAAUUCUAACAAACUCAACAGCCCAACGACGAAGCUUCUGAAGCCCGAUUCUUUACUCGCGUAUCAGAGAGAAAAAACUCCACCACGGCCGCUGUACUCAACGGCGCAGCCGAUGCCCGGGAACAUUCUAUCUCAGAAUGCACCUCUCAAGCUCCAGGACCCAGCUCUCAAACCCCCGAAAACCCAACCGAACAACAAGAAACCACCACCGCGGAACCAAGACCUCCUGUUUUCUUCCGCUGCUGCCAAGUAAGUAUUUUCUUUCCCUUCCCUUCCUACUCAUACCACCCACCAAUCCAAACGAACAACUAACCCUAACCGCAACCUCCCACCACAAAGUGUCAACACACCUCCCUCCCCCCAACCUGCCAACGAAAAGCCGAAGAAAUCGGAAUCUUCCAGACAAAAGACCAGCGCGUGCUCGUCGUAAACACAGAAUGCGCACAUGCGCAAUGUAUGCGAUGUGUUAACGUGGAUGAGAAUGGAGUGCGUAUUGGAUUUAAGCCGUGGGAAUUGGAGUGGAGGGAUCCUGCUAUUUCGAGAGGGGUAUAG
Sclerotinia trifoliorum is the source of this 869-nucleotide messenger RNA. NCBI's taxonomy places the organism in Eukaryota, Fungi, Ascomycota, Leotiomycetes, Helotiales, Sclerotiniaceae. The record is from the annotation of a GenBank genome assembly.